Centruroides sculpturatus (bark scorpion) is the source of this 2597-nucleotide messenger RNA. RefSeq lists its product as uncharacterized. NCBI's taxonomy places the organism in Eukaryota, Metazoa, Arthropoda, Arachnida, Scorpiones, Buthidae. Bases 1 to 2418 code for a protein of 805 amino acids. Gene Ontology annotation, molecular function: protein binding. The transcript has 11 exons. The record is from RefSeq and is a predicted model, not a curated record.
AUGGCUCUUCUUUUUCUUUCUUUGUUGAUUCUCUCCCGCUACCGCCUGUCAUCGGGUGCAGAAUGUUUAUAUCAAGAUACGCAAUACGGCGAGGGAGAAACCGUAAAGACUGCCGAGCCCUGUUUAAAUUGCACCUGUACUUCUGGUGUAUUAAUCUGUUAUUUAAGAGUCUGCACAACAGUUCUACCCGCACCGGCUGGCUGCGUGGCAAAAAAACAACCUGGAAGUUGUUGCGCCGACAUCAUUUGUGACGAAGAAGAACAAACUGUGGGAAAUUCUUUCGCUUCUAGUCAAAAUAAUUCAUUAGAAGUCAAAAUAUCGAGUAACCAUUCGGAAAAUGAUGAGCUGAAACCUAAGUUAACCUCCGACCUUCAAGCAAAUAAUAUCGAUCAAAAUCAGACGAAUAUGGUUAUUUCUUCCACCUCUUAUUUAAGUGAUGAAGAUUUGGAAGGAGGUUGCUACAUAAAUGGUUCCCUUUAUGCGGAAGGUUCGGCUAUGAUUUCUUCAACUUAUUGUCAUUAUUGUUAUUGUAUCAGAGGUAAACAAGUUUGUCUUCGACCAAAGUGUCACCUAAUAAUCGAAGGUUGUAAUGCUAGAUACAUGAGCAAUUAUACUUGUUGUCCCACUCAUUACGUUUGCGACGAAAGUUAUUCUUCGACAUCCGCUACGACUACGUCCGAAGCUACCGAUGCCACUACAUUUAAACCUUCAGGAUGCACAAUAGACGAUUUUACGUAUUCGAUCGGAGAUGCCGUUCCUAGCACGGGUCAUUGCCAGACCUGUUAUUGCUCGAGAGAAGGUAUAAAGUGUAGUCCUCUUCAAUGCUCUCCCAUAAUGGAUGGGUGUGUUCCUAUAAUACCGGAAGGUCACUGUUGUCCCGUAGAAUAUAACUGUAAUUUUACGCAAUAUCCGUCGAAACAUACAACAAAUAUCUUCGGUUGGGGUGCUGGAGAAAUAAACGAGACUUUAUCGGAAUCUUCGGUGACUGUACCAGUUUUAAACUUAACUAGCGAUUAUUUUGAAGUGAUCGAUCAAGAUAAGAUAGAAGAGAGAUACGGCGAUGUCGAUCUUAAUCAAAGUAAUCGUGUCUUAAACCAGACGGAGUCUAUCGAAUAUGAAACUAAUUCGAAUGAUUCUCAGACAACGACAUCUGACAUAAUAAUCGAGCUUGAAAAUAGUUCAUUAAGUGUAGAAGAUAGCGAUGUCACUAAUUUAAACAACGACACUUCGCAAGAGUUGACAACCAUUCCAAUCAGUUUCAAUAUGUCUUCGGUAGAAACGGUAACCUUAAAGGUGGUUGAAAUUACAGAAAAUUCAACCGAAACUGAUGCAACUACAGAAAUAACAGCUACUACAAUGGAAAAUUUAAGUACUGAAAUGACUAAAACUGAAAAUGUAACUGAUACACAGAGUGAAAACGUAACAGAAUAUCCGUCUACUACAGAAAAAACGUUAGCGACUGUAACUUUCAACGAUUUUAAACGUUCUCGAUUAGAAGAAGCCCAUCGUUUGCCUCCUCCGUUUCUGUUUUUGGGCUCUCGAUUGGCAGUAAGACCUUUCGGAAGAGGAGGAGUAACGAGAAAUCCUUAUAUUAAUCCCAAUAUCGUGUUAAGAACUACAAAGCCACCAUUAACAGGAAUCUGCAUAAUUAAUGGAAGAACUUUUAUGAAUGGAGAAGUGAUCCUUCGUGGAGAUCCGUGCGAAGUAUGUCGUUGUAUCUCUGGAAGAGAGAUGUGUCGCAGACAAGAAUGUCUUCCUCCUCCCAGUCCAAGUUGCAGAAUGGAGAAAAGUCCGGGAUUCUGUUGUCCUCAUUACAUAUGCGUAAAUCUUCCGCCUCCAUCUAUUCAAAGACGACCACACAUCCCAACAUCCGCACCACACAUCCCAGCAUCCGCCCCACACAUCCCACCAUCCGAACCACACAUCCCACCAUCCGAACCACACAUCCCACCAUCCGAACCACACAUCCCACCAUCCGAACCACACAUCCCACCAUCCGCACCACACAUGCCAACGUUCGCACCAAUCGAAGUAAUCGAUAUAGAAACCUUCAAACCCACAACUACAACAGAAUCGAGCAUCACUACAAUGGAGACUACAACGGAACCUCCGGAAACGACAACAGAAUCCUCAGAAAUGACCACGUUGGAAGCACCAACCAGAUUUUCUUUCAUAGAUCACUUAUUGUCUUUGAUGACCCCUAGUCCUACUGACGCGGAACGAGACGACGUAAUCAGUGAGAAACCCGGAGCAAUUCCUGGAUCGCUGGUCGGUAACAGUUGGGGAGUGUUGAGAGUUUCGGGUUGCAAUGUAUAUGGAAAAUUUUAUAGUCUUCACGACAAAGUGGCAGAAUUAAGUGGAAGAUGCAAGGAAUGUUUAUGUGACGUAACGGGAGUCAAAUGCUCAAUCAUUUGUUAACCAUCGAUUUUUCUCGGCGCAAAAAUAUAUUUUUUCAUUUUUUUACGUGUCAAAUAGUCAUCAUUUCUAAUCAGAGUACAAAUAUAUUCAUAAAAUGACACGAAACUUUUACUUUGGCAUUUCUUCCGAAUUUUUUUAACCUAAACUAUUAUUCGAAACUAUAUUUAAUGUUAAUUUAA